Messenger RNA from Cucurbita moschata (crookneck pumpkin), 3910 nucleotides. Its product is annotated as protein TPLATE-like. Gene Ontology annotation, biological process: endocytosis. The transcript is spliced from 7 exons. NCBI's taxonomy places the organism in Eukaryota, Viridiplantae, Streptophyta, Magnoliopsida, Cucurbitales, Cucurbitaceae. The coding region runs from base 271 to 3756 and encodes 1161 amino acids. The record is from RefSeq and is a predicted model, not a curated record.
UGUAAAUAAGCUCUGUAAUUCAGACUAAAAAUGUCACCUUUCUAUAUAAUCUUAGCUCACAAUUUGAAUGAACCGAUGGUAGCCUGAAUUCCCGUCGGAGACCAGAAGCUCAGUCAUGGCGUAAGGUUUGUUCCCAUUUCUUCUUUCUCUGCUCCAUCAAGAACAUAGCAAUCUCGAAAUUCAAUUCAUGCUGGUUUCUCUGUCGUGUAUUUCUGUCAGUAAUUCAUCCAGGUUCUCGUUUCGUACUCUUUGGAUCGCGAGCCUUUCUCCAUGGACAUUCUCUUUGCUCAGAUCCAAGCUGACCUUCGCUCCAACGAUGCCCUUCGCCAAUCCGGCGCUCUCCUUCAGGCACUGCAGCAAUCCGCUGCCGGCCGGGACAUUUCCGUCAUCGCCAAGUCCGCCGUUGAGGAGAUCGUAGCAUCCCCUGCUUCUGCUGUUUGUAAGAAACUUGCCUUUGACCUUAUUCGCUCUACGCGUCUUACUGCGGAUCUUUGGGACAUUGUGUGCACCGGUAUUCGCACUGAUUUCGACUUUCCUGACCCCGAUGUCACCGCUGCUGGGGUCUCCAUUCUCGCUGCGAUUCCUUCUUACCGCCUCGCCAAGCUGAUUACUGACUCCCAUAAAGAAAUUUCUGCUUGUUUUGAUUCUCCUAGUGAUAAUUUGAGAUUCUCGAUCACCGAAACUUUGGGGUGUAUUCUUGCUAGGGAUGACCUUGUCACGCUUUGUGAGAAUAAUGUUAGUCUACUCGAUAAGGUUUCGAAUUGGUGGUUGCGGAUUGGGAAAAACAUGCUGGAUAGGUCGGAUGCUGUUUCGAAGGUUGCCUUCGAGUCAGUCGGAAGGCUGUUCCAGGAAUUUGAUUCGAAGAGAAUGAGUAGGUUGGCAGGCGAUAAGUUAGUCGAUAGUGAAAAUUCUCUUGCUAUUAGGUCCAACUGGAUUUCUUCAAUGGCAGACUUCGUUUGGAAGAAGCGAAAUGCCUUAAUGGCGAGGUCCCUAAUUUUGCCUGUGGAGAGCUUUAGGGCCACUGUGUUUCCAAUAGUGUAUGCAGUGAAGGCUGUAGCUUCUGGGGCAGCUGAAGUCAUCAGUAAGCUCUCGAAGUCUUCUACUGGAAAUGGCACCAUUACGGACUCAAGUGCAGAGAGGCUAGUGGGAGUCUCAGAUGUAGCUACCCAUUUAGCGCCAUUUUUAGCUUCGUCGUUGGAACCGGCAUUGAUUUUUGAGGUAGGGAUUAAUAUGUUGUAUUUGGCUGAUGUGCCUGGAGGGAAGCCUGAAUGGGCUUCACAGUCGAUCAUAGCGAUUCUCACACUCUGGGAUAGACAAGAAUUCUCUUCUGCUAGAGAAAGUAUUGUUCGGGCUGUUGUUACCAAUCUUCACCUCCUUGAUCUACAUAUGCAGGUUUCAUUGUUUAAGAGACUACUUCUGAUGGUGAGAAAUUUGAGAGCAGAGUCAGAUCGUAUGCAUGCCUUAGCGUGUAUUUGCCGUACGGCUCUCUGUGUCGACCUUUUUGCCAAGGAAAGUGUUCGUAGAGGUCAAAAGCCUCUUGCAGGAACUGAUAUUGCUUCUCUAUUUGAAGAUGCUAGAGUUAGAGAUGAUCUUAAUACCGUUACUAGUAAAGGCUUGUUCAGGGAGGAAUUGGUUGCUUCAUUGGUGGAAAGUUGCUUUCAGUUAUCUUUACCCUUGCCUGAACAGAAGAACUCUGGGAUGGAGAGCAGAGUUAUUGGGGCAUUGGCCUAUGGAACUGGUUAUGGAGCACUAAACUGGACAGAGCCUGCAUUGGAGGUGGUUGAAGUCUGUAGGCCCUGUGUCAAGUGGGAUUGUGAUGGCCGCACAUAUGCUAUUGAUUGUUACUUGAAGUUGCUAGUUAGGCUAUGCCAUAUAUACGAUACUAGAGGAGGAGUAAAAAGAGUCAAGGAUGGGGCAUCUCAAGAUCAAAUUUUGAAUGAGACAAGGCUGCAAAACUUGCAACGAGAACUUGUGAAAGAUUUACGUGAGGUAAAUACCCCAAGAAUAAGUGCCCGUCUUCUUUGGGCGAUUUCAGAGCAUAUUAAUCUUGAAGGAUUGGAUCCCCUUCUAGCUGAUGACCCGGACGACCCAUUAAAUAUCAUCAUUACAAACAUCCACAAGGUCUUAUUCAACGUAGAUUCAGCAGCAGAGACAACAAAUAGACUUCAAGAUGUUCAGGCAGUGCUUUUGUGUGCUCAGCGAUUAGGAUCACGACACCCUAGGGCUGGCCAGCUAUUGACUAAAGAACUUGAAGAAUUUCGAAGUAAUGGCUUGGCUGAUUCUGUCAACAAACACCAAUGCCGUUUAAUACUACAGAGAAUUAAGUAUGCUUCAAACAAUUCAGAAAGCAGAUGGGCUGGGGUCAGUGAAGCCAGAGGAGAUUACCCAUUUAGCCAUCAUAAACUAACCGUGCAGUUCUAUGAAGCAGCAGCAGCUCAGGACAGAAAAUUGGAAGGUUUAGUUCACAAGGCUAUUUUAGAGCUAUGGAGGCCAGAACCUAGUGAAUUAACUCUUUUGCUGACAAAAGGAAUUGAUUCUACUCUUCUCAAGGUUCCUCCAACUGCGACUACUUUGACUGGCAGUAGUGAUCCUUGCUAUGUGGAAGCAUAUCAUUUGGCAAACUCGAGCGAUGGAAGGAUUACUCUACAUUUGAAGGUUCUAAAUUUAACUGAGCUUGAACUGAAUCGGGUGGACAUUCGAGUCGGGUUGUCUGGAUCAUUGUAUUUCAUGGAUGGAUCUCCUCAAGCAGUGAGACAGCUGCGUAAUCUUGUGUCACAGGACCCAGUACUGUGCAGUGUAACAGUCGGUGUCUCGCAUUUCGAGAGAUGUGCCCUUUGGGUUCAAGUCCUGUACUACCCCUUCUAUGGAAGUGGUGGGGCUGGAGAUUACGAAGGUGAUUACACUGAAGAAGAUUCUCAUAUUAUCAGACAAAAGAGAAGCUUAAGGCCAGAGCUAGGAGAACCUGUGAUUUUGAGGUGUCUUCCUUACAAAAUCCCGCUGACCGAGCUUCUCUCGCCACAUAAAAUAUCUCCUGUUGAGUUUUUCCGCCUAUGGCCCAGCUUACCUGCAAUUGUAGAGUAUACUGGCACUUAUAUUUAUGAGGGGACUGGCUUCAAGGCUACUGCUGCGCAGCAAUAUGGAGCAUCUCCUUUUUUGAGUGGAUUGAAAUCGCUGUCCACCAAGCCUUUCCACAGUGUUUGCUCAUAUAUUAUUCGAACUUUGGCUGGGUUUCAGCUUUGUUUGGCUGCAAAAACAUGGUAUGGCGGGUUCGUGGGGAUGAUGAUAUUCGGAGCUAGUGAAGUAAGCAGAAAUGUAGAUCUCGGCGAUGAGACAACAACCAUGAUAUGCAAAUUCGUCGUUCGAGCAUCUGAUGCAUCAAUUACGAAGGAAAUCGAAGCCGAUCCUCAAGGUUGGUUGGACGAUAUAACUGAUGGAGGCGUUGAGUACAUGCCUGAAGAGGAAGUUAAAGUGGCUGCUGCAGAGAGGCUGAAGAUAUCAAUGGAACGGAUAGCUUUGCUCAAGGCAGCCCAACCUCCAUCAAAGACCCCAAAAUCAGACGACGAAGAAGACGAAGACGAAGACGAGGAAGACGGUGAAGGAGAGAAAAAGAAGAAAGAUGGUGAGGAAAAAAACGGUAAGGGACCGUCAACAUUGUCGAAGUUAACUGCAGAAGAGGUUGAGCAUCUUGCUCUUCAAGCUGCAGUCCUUCAGGAAUGGCACAUGUUGUGUAAAGAUAGAGCGAACAAAGCUAGCUAAGUUGCCGUAUUUUUGUGUUUCCAGUUUGACUGCGAGUGUUCAUUUGUUAGCUUUGGUAUUGUCAAUUUUUUUGAGAGGCUAUCAAUGUGUUUUUAAUGUGUAUUUUAUGGAUGGUUUAGAUUCUUUGAUAAAGUUCACAUUUUUUUUAAUGUGA